Messenger RNA from Acanthosepion pharaonis, 888 nucleotides. Lineage: Eukaryota; Metazoa; Mollusca; Cephalopoda; Sepiida; Sepiidae. The record is from the annotation of a GenBank genome assembly.
AUGUACCCUGCUUCUUUCGGAAUUAUUGAACGUAUUUUCCUUCAUUUUUGUUACGCUUAUUUCUUUCUUUUUUUCUUUUCUUUCGUUCACUUUUGUCCUUUUAUUUCUUCCUACACUCAUUUUUUCUUCCAAUAUCUUUCAGUUUUCAUUUAUUUAAUUUAUUUUCAUCUAUUUUUCAUAACCGCCCAUUUUUCUUUUCUAUCGUGCCAACCUUUGAACUUCAAUGUUUCGUUGACUCUUUCAUUCAUUUCUCUCGUUUCUCAUUGUUUCCAUCUCUUUCGCUAUCGUUUUACUUUUUUUCUUUUAUUCUUAUUUUUAUUUCUUUUUCCUUUUAUUUUUCAUCCAUUUUCUCAUUUUUUUCUGUUUGUCAUUUCUAUGUUUUUUGUCUUUUUUUUCAUUUUUCUCUACUUUCUUUUCCUUUCAUUUGUCUUUCCUUUCUAUUUUUUGUUCUUUACUUUGGCUUUUCUUUCUAUUUUCUUUUUCUUUCUUUAUCCCAUUUCCCUUCUUUCUUUCUUUUUAUUUUCUCUUUCAUUUCUUUCUUUUCUCUUUUGUUCUUUUAAUCUUGUCUUUCCAUUCUCUUUCCUUUCUUUUCCCUUUCCUUCCUUUUCUUCUUCUUCUCUCUCUCACUUUUCCUUCCGUUCUCAUCACACUUCUUUCUUUUCUUCUCUUUUAUAUAUUUUCAUUUCUUUCCUUUUUUUUUCAAAACCUUUUCAUUUUCUUUCUUUUCUUUUUGUUCCUUUCACGUUUCCUUCUUUUUUUUCCCAUUAUUUUCAUCUUUCUUUUGCUUAUUAUUUUUUAUUUCCUUUGUUUUUUUCCUUCUUUUUUCUCUUUGCUUUCUAUGCUUCUAUGGUUUUCUCAUUAUUACUCACUAAUCUCUCACGUGACUAA